UUCUCAGCGUAUAUGGCUUAGCAUAUGGUCCGCUCUCAAUGAAAAAGUUUAACAGCAAUUUUGUCACCAUAGCUUUGGGGCGAGGGUGUAACUACAUACAAGCAGUCACAUCCUGAUUUGAAAGCUGUUGGUCUCACCACUGGAUGUAUUGCGCGGCAGACGCACAAUACAAUUUUGCCAUACAAAAUUUCAGCGCAGAACAGUGCACCGUGCACGUCUAUUCUAUUCAUCUCUCAAGUCAAACGAUGGUGUGAGACUGGGGGAGAGCAUACAUACUGGACUGGUGGAUGGAUGCCAACAACUGAGAGAAGAAGGUGUUUGGUUAAGUCAUCGAGCGACAGCCUGAAAGGUACGCGCGUUCAGAUGCUCCGCUGGCACGGGCUUUUUUCCCCUGGCAAGAGAGAGAUAACGGGAGAUGCUGCUGGAGUUGCUUUUGUGCCGUUCCGCUCUCUCUGUCUCUCUGGCUUUAAUCGUUCCUUGGGACAAGACAUUUACCUAAGGGAGAUGUGAAGAGGCUUAAAGUAUGGCAUGCAACGAUGGUUUCUGCCAAGAAGGAGAUGGUGACUGCGAUGUACCCCAGUUAUAUUUCGACUCUCUUCUACCUUUUCUGCCUGACUGCUUGUGUAAAGAGAAUAUCUGGAACGAUAAAAAAGGAUGAGAGAAUAUAUCCCGAGAAUUUCACACGCAUUUUAGACCGACUACUGGACGGGUAUGACAACAGACUGCGACCUGGAUUUGGUGGUCCAGUGACAGAGGUGAAAACAGACAUUUAUGUGACAAGUUUCGGGCCUGUCUCUGAUGUUGAAAUGGAGUACACCAUGGACGUGUUCUUCAGACAGACAUGGAUGGACAGGAGGCUGAGGUAUGAGGGGCCUAUCGAGAUCCUCCGCCUCAACAACAUGAUGGUCUCCAAUGUGUGGACUCCAGACACCUUCUUCAGGAAUGGCAAGAAGUCUGUGGCCCACAACAUGACUGCCCCCAACAGGCUAUUCCGCAUUAUGAAGAACGGCACCAUUCUUUACACCAUGAGGUUGACUAUCAGUGCAGAGUGUCCCAUGAAGCUGGUUGACUUCCCCAUGGAUGGACAUGCAUGCCCUCUCAAGUUUGGAAGCUAUGCAUACCCUAAAACAGAGAUGAUCUAUACCUGGACCAAAGGACCACAGUAUUCAGUGGAGGUUCCCCCAGAAUCCUCCAGCCUAGUGCAGUACGAUCUCAUUGGCCACACUGUCAGUAGUGAAGAGGUCAAGUCAAUCACAGGUGAAUACGUGGUGAUGACAGUGCACUUCCACUUGAAGCGGAAAAUGGGCUACUUCAUGAUUCAGACGUAUAUCCCCUGCAUCAUGACAGUAAUCCUCUCCCAAGUGUCCUUCUGGAUAAAUAAGGAAUCGGUCCCGGCUCGAACAGUCUUCGGCAUCACCACAGUCUUGACCAUGACCACGUUGAGCAUCAGCGCGCGCCACUCCCUCCCCAAGGUCUCCUACGCCACCGCCAUGGACUGGUUUAUUGCCGUGUGUUUUGCCUUUGUCUUCUCCGCCCUCAUCGAGUUCGCUGCCGUCAACUACUUUACCAACGCGGAGAUGGAGAGACUGAAAAGGAAGCCGGCAAAAUGCCCACCGGCCCCCCAAACAACCCCAGUGAAAGUGAAGGAUAUGGAGGAAGUUCUGCAGCAUAACCCGGAUACCAAUGGGAACCUUCGCAAACGGAUGAACUAUAUGUCCCAGCAAGACAUCCAGAAAGCUGAGUCAUACAGCACAGCAGCUACAGGGGUAACCAGGAGACAACCCCAGUCUGGCCAAUCGUCUUCAUCCACGGGGUCGACUGGGGACACCAUCAUCCUACCCCACUCCAGCCCCGGCCCUGCCAGCCUACCGAACACCUCCUUCACCACCCUGUCCGUCAAGAACACGCCCCCGGCUCCACCCACCACCCCGACAAUACCAGCCAAUCAGAGCCAGCCCACUGCUGACUCCUCCCUCCAGGACCUCCUAGGACCUAGACUGGAGCACAUUCAACUGAUGGGUAAAAAUGAGCCCAAGCAGUCGCCAUGCUCCCAGCCGACCACCACCGGUAUGGGCGGGACCAGUAAAAUCGAUAAGUACGCUCGCAUCCUGUUCCCAGUGUCCUUCGGAGCCUUCAACAUGGUCUACUGGGUGGUUUACUUGUCCAAAGACACUAUGGAGGCCAAAUUUCGAGGCCAAAUCUAGUUUCUAGCUCCUCUAGGGGUGAUCUUGGGAAUAUUGUUCUACACACUGUAUCAUGACGGGAUAACAGCAAUGAGUUCUCUUGAAUCCUAUCAGAGAUCUGGAGAAACGAAAGAUGACAUGACAAGGAAACCAAACAUGCUGGACAAGAGCCUUAAAUAAUUACACCUAGGAAUACUAAGCUCAGAACAUCUGUUUGUUUCAUUUUCUAGAGGGCUUCUGAGAAUGCGCAUGGUAACACAACCAUUCCAAAUAUGCCUGAAUCAAACAAAUCACAACUAGGCCAUACCCUGAGUGGCCAUAUCCAAUAUGCAAUACAGUAAUUGUUUGAUGGAUUGGUUAGUUUUAAUGUUAGCAAGUACGGUCACUGACACAAAAUACAGUAAUUACUGAUCUUGGCUAAUAGAUCCCUCUAGUCUUAGCAGGCGUUGCUACAAUGACAAAGGAUUAGGAGUCACAAUAUCGCUGAGGGUGAGCCGGACACACUACAAGUCACAAGGUGUCAAGAAGAACAGAGAUGUAUUGACAAGCAGAUUUGGGGUGUAUUUUCUCCCUUACUGAUAAACACCAGUAGAUAUCUGGGUAUGUUGCCAUUUGUUCUGGUAUCAGAUGGAGAUCCAUUUUGUCCACUCAAAUCUACCAAGCCUGUACAGCGAACCUCGACCAAGCUUUGUUAAUAAGCGUAGAAUGAGGUUACCAUACAUGCUGGCCUACUUUGCUCAGUACCCUACAAACAACAUUUCCAGGGGAUAAGGUUCCUCUAAGCCCUAUUAGUUCAAUAUUCUGAGUACAUUCCCUCCAACAACAUUCUAGGGAGUCUUUGGUUGAAUGUUCAACUAUGAAAUUAUGUGUUUUUCUUUUACGUAUUCUGUUUCUGGAACAGUGUAUUAAUGUAUUCAUUAAACAUGAACUAAGAAUAUUGAUAACUCACAACAGAAUAUAUUGUAGGAAUUUGGUGAAACCCUUUGUUUUGGAAACAUUUCCUCUGAGUUCAGGGGUGUUAAUUUCUUUGCAUAUGUGGGGGCCUGAUUGAGGGUUUUCAUAGGCCUUUCAUGUACGGCACCUGUUAUUGUCCAUCAUGAGGUCAGAGGAAGGAUCAUUCCCCAUAUCAUAAUUUGUUACAUUGGUGUAGAAUGCAACUAUGAGACCAUCAGAGACCACAAGUUACGUCGGUUAGGGACUUGAGAGAUCGGGAGGAACGUGUAUAGUGACUAUGCAAUUCUCUCUGGGCGUUUCCUAGUGCAUUAGCCUUGAGUGCUGAGGGUCUUUAGGGUCCUAUACCAACUUUGGAUAGCUUUCCACUGUUAAGGUACAAAGUUCCACAUUUCUCAGUCCUAAAUGUGCCAUGUCCAUGGCAUCUAUGCAACCUCUCUUAUAGUAAAAGUAUACUGCUGUCUCCCUGAGGACAGCUCCGCUCUCGUUAUCAGCUGAGGUGAUGUCAUCUGCAGAGGCAUGGUUAGUGACUUUCCUAAUGCCUGGUUUCCUGCUAAUGGCUAUUAUCACCCAGACAGGUCUUACAUAGUUGGCCCCUCAGUCACUGUUGACAUAAUAGUGCAUUAAGUUCCUGCAGAUGGGGCUCAAAACAGAGAGGCUGAUAGACAGCUCAAUAUGUCUGCCACAGCCUCAUGUCUCCUUGAUGCACUCGUGUGAAAUUGAUUCUGCACUCCCAACUACACACACACACAAUCACACAUCCACGUACAACACACACAUACUUUAAGGAACUUGUUCGCAACCGGUGGAAUGGUGUGUUAUGAUGCAUUUUGUGUGUUCUUUUCCCCAG
This is a messenger RNA of Oncorhynchus gorbuscha (pink salmon), 3984 nucleotides long. RefSeq names its product gamma-aminobutyric acid type A receptor subunit alpha4 (gene gabra4). Lineage: Eukaryota; Metazoa; Chordata; Actinopteri; Salmoniformes; Salmonidae. Gene Ontology annotation, molecular function: benzodiazepine receptor activity; GABA-gated chloride ion channel activity; transmitter-gated monoatomic ion channel activity involved in regulation of postsynaptic membrane potential. Gene Ontology annotation, cellular component: dendrite membrane; GABA-A receptor complex; postsynapse. The record is from RefSeq and is a predicted model, not a curated record. Gene Ontology annotation, biological process: gamma-aminobutyric acid signaling pathway; nervous system process; synaptic transmission, GABAergic.